This is a messenger RNA of Dentiscutata erythropus, 201 nucleotides long. The record is from the annotation of a GenBank genome assembly. Lineage: Eukaryota; Fungi; Glomeromycota; Glomeromycetes; Diversisporales; Gigasporaceae.
AUUGAAUUUGAUAAUCCCUCCUUGGCACAUGGAGCUAAGGAAGCUAUUAUUGGAAAGAUUAAAGAAACAAUUGGUAAAAUAACGCGUAAAGAUUAUUUAAGAGAAUCUGGCAGAGAUCAAAAAAUAUGGGGAAAGCGUGAAUUUAAAGCUGCUAAAAAAGCUGAAGGUGCUGCGAAUUUUAAUCGAAAGCCAAGCAUAUAA